This is a messenger RNA of Prorocentrum cordatum, 405 nucleotides long. Lineage: Eukaryota; Dinophyceae; Prorocentrales; Prorocentraceae. The record is from the annotation of a GenBank genome assembly.
AUGGCGUUCGACCUUGCGCCGGGAGCUCCCGACGGCGUCAUGUCGGAGGACCUGCGCGAGAAGCAAGACGAGGACCAGGACGAGGAGCAGGACCUGGCGGACGAGCAGGACGAGGAAUUCGCCGCGGAGAGCACGCGGGAGGAGGACGACGAGAGCAUGGACGAUAACGGGGACUCCACCGAUUUCGUCUGCACCCCCAUGCCCCCGUGCGUCAGUCAGGGUGGGCAUUUGAUCUCAAUCCCCCCCCAACCUCCUUAUCCCCUGCAGGGCGGUCGUAUAGGUAGAUAUCCCAUGUCUCCUUUAUUCGAUGCGCGUCAGCUUGUCGACGGCGCCGCCGCCAGUCUGAACGAGAGGUGCUGUCUGGUUUCACCCGUGCUGUACAUUAUUGCAUUUUGUUUGAUUUAA